AUGAAAGUCGUCAUGUUUUUGGCGUUCGCCUGUUUUGCCUUAGCAAAUGUCUCAGCAUAUCCACAUGGCCAUAACAAUGGCGACAAUGGAAAUAAUGGAGAAAGAUACAAUGGAAAUCGUUAUAACGCAGAAAGAGAUGCUUAUUAUGGAGAGGAGAAAUAUUAUGAUGAUGAUGAUGAAGAUAAUGCUCAUUAUUAUAUACACGAUGAAACUGAAACUAGAAAAACGGAAAAAGCUACUACCAAGAAAGUAGAAAUAACGGAGAAAGAAAGAUAUGACAACGGAGGGGAUAAAUAUGACAAUCAUGGACACGACGACUUUGAACAUGUUCAAACAGAAGUAGAUGUUAAGGAAGUGGUAAGAAAGGAGAAAGAAAGUUAUGCUCUUAACGGAGGGGAUGGAUAUGGCAAUGUUCACGACGACUUUGAACAUGUUCAAACGGAAGUGGAUAUUCAGGAAGUGGUAAAAAAGGAUAUAGAAAUAUAUGAUCAUAACGAAGGGGAUAGACAUGGCAAUGUUCACGACGACUUUGAACAUGUUCAAACGGAAGUGGAUAUUAAGGAAGUAGUAAAAAAGGAUAUAGAAAUAUAUGAUCAUAACGAAGGGGAUAGAAAUGGCAAUGUUCACGACGACUUUGAACAUGUUCAAACGGAAGUGGAUAUUCAGGAAGUGGUAAAAAAUGAUACAGAAAAAUAUGAUCAUAACGAAGGGGAUAGACAAGGCAAUGUUCACGACGACUUUGAACAUGUUCAAACGGAAGUGGAUAUUAAGGAAGUAGUAAAAAAGGAUAUAGAAAGAUAUGAUCAUAACGAAGGGGAUAGAAAUGGCAAUGUUAACGACGACUUUGAACAUGUUCAAACGGAAGUGGAUAUUCAGGAAGUGGUAAAAAAUGAUACAAAAAAAUAUGAUCAUAACGAAGGGGAUAGAUAUGACAAUGUUCACGACGACUUUAAACAUGUGCAAACGGAAGUGGAUAUUCAGGAAGUGGUAAGAAAGGAUACAGAAAGAUAUGAUCAUAACGGAGGGGAUAGAUAUGGCAAUGUCCAGGACCUCUUGAAAGAAGGAAGACAGAUGUAUUAG
Magallana angulata is the source of this 1080-nucleotide messenger RNA. Its product is annotated as protein PFC0760c-like. Lineage: Eukaryota; Metazoa; Mollusca; Bivalvia; Ostreida; Ostreidae. The record is from RefSeq and is a predicted model, not a curated record. Bases 1 to 1080 code for a protein of 359 amino acids. The transcript has 2 exons.